Molecule: messenger RNA, 7730 nt
Organism: Xenopus tropicalis (tropical clawed frog)
Lineage: Eukaryota; Metazoa; Chordata; Amphibia; Anura; Pipidae
Gene: ocrl
Product: oculocerebrorenal syndrome of Lowe
Exons: 24
Coding region: 104-2833 (909 amino acids)
Biological process (GO): phosphatidylinositol dephosphorylation; signal transduction; phosphatidylinositol metabolic process
Cellular component (GO): phagocytic vesicle membrane; photoreceptor outer segment; early endosome membrane
Molecular function (GO): inositol-polyphosphate 5-phosphatase activity; GTPase activator activity; phosphatidylinositol-3,4,5-trisphosphate 5-phosphatase activity
Source: RefSeq, a predicted model, not a curated record
UGGCAGCAGCUCCGACGCCGCGUAUUGACGUCACUCUCUGGAGGCGGAACCGGCGGACGAGCCUGGGCCUGGGAAGAGAAGGGCCGGCAAGGAGCGAUAUAGUAUGGAUCGGCACAAGCAAGUUCCUAGCGGUGGGGUAACUGGUCACGAAUUGAAGUCCGGACGCAAGGAACCUUGCCUGCUCAUCCUAAGCCAAUUGCGUGAUGGCCAAUAUGCACUAGUCAUUCACAAUCAAGGAAGAAAUUCAGUCAGCGAAGAUAUUUUACCCAUUACCAGCAACUUUAAGUUUGUGCAAGAAGCAGAAGAGACACUUCUCAUUGACAUUCCAACAAACAGUGGAUGCAAGCUCAGAGUGCAGGCAGACCCCUGGUCUAUAGAACGCCGUUUUGAGAUCCAAGAUGAGGAGAAAUGCAUGGACCUGCUUGCAGAAAUGAAACUUGUGCAGGAAGGGCGUGUAAGGCACUCUCGGUCUGAAAAGAAAGAGUCAUCAAAUUGGUACCAGCCUGCAAACAAAACAGAUGAUGCUGGCACUUCAUCAAAGGAACCAACCGAGGGUACUUUGGGGUUCGAAGACAAUUUUAGUUCAGUGAAUCUCGAGAAGAGAAGAAACAUUCAAAAUCAGCAGAUGGGAUCGCGCAGAGAGCCCCCUCCCCCCCCACCUGCUCCAGUGGAAAGGCCGCUCCCACCGGAUAGAGAAAGAGAUUCAUCUGGAUGGGAAAAACCAAAAGUGACCAACAGCAUGAGGAAACUGUUUACACCAAACACCCAGUCUGGUCAAAGGGAAGGAUUAAUAAAGCACAUUUUGGCAAAGAAAGAAAAUGAUUAUGUAAAUAUAAAGAACUUUAGGUUUUUUGUAGGAACAUGGAAUGUAAAUGGUCAGUCUCCAGAUGGAGGGUUGGAACCUUGGUUACAAGCAGAUGCAGAGCCUCCUGAUGUCUAUGUUAUUGGAUUUCAGGAGCUGGACCUCAGCACAGAAGCGUUCUUUUAUUUCGACUCAGGGAAGGAGCAGGAGUGGCUGGAAGCUGUAGAAAGAUGUCUGCACACUAAAGCCAAGUAUAAGAACGUGCGCCUAAUCCGCCUUGUUGGAAUGAUGAUGCUUGUGUUUGCAAAGCACGAGCACUUCAAGCACAUCCGAGAGGUUGUAGCGGAAUCCGUGGGAACAGGCAUCAUGGGGAAAAUGGGUAACAAGGGAGGUGUUGCCGUUAGAUUUGUUUUCCACAACACCUCCUUCUGUUUUGUUAACUCUCAUCUGGCUGCCCACGUGGAGGACUUUGAGAGGAGAAACCAAGACUACAAAGAUAUCUGUGCCCGUCUAAACUUUACUGUUCCAGACCAGAACAUACCUAUUUCAAAUAUAAUGAAACAUGACGUUGUUAUUUGGCUGGGAGACUUAAACUACCGUCUGUGCAAAUUUGAUGCUGCAGAGGUCAAAAGCUUGAUUGCGAAAAAUGACAUUCAGACUCUGUUGAAAUAUGACCAGUUGAAUAUCCAAAGAGAGAUGAAAAACGUCUUUUCUGAUUUUACGGAAGGCACUAUCAAUUUUAUUCCCACAUACAAGUUUGAUGCAAAAACAGAUCGAUGGGAUUCCAGUGGAAAGUGUCGUGUUCCUGCCUGGUGUGAUCGGGUACUGUGGAGAGGGACAAAUAUCACGCAGCUUAAAUACCGCAGCCACAUGGAACUCAAAACCAGUGACCACAAACCAGUCAGCUCCUUAUUCAGCAUUGGGGUUAAAGUUGUCGAUGAGCGCCGGUAUCGAAAGGCAUUUGAAGACAUUGUGCGCAUGAUGGACAGAAUGGAGAAUGAAUUUCUUCCAUCUUUAAAUCUCAGCAGAAGAGAAUUUGUGUUUGAGCGUGUGCGGUUCCGACAACUUCAGAAAGAGAAAUUCCAGAUCAAGAAUGAUGGGCAAGUUACAUGCCAUUUCUCCUUUAUUCCUAAACUCAAUGAUACACAGUACUGCAAACCAUGGCUGAGAGCCGAACCCUGUGAAGGGUAUUUGGAGCCAGAGGAAACUGUGGACAUAAGCCUGGAAGUAUAUGUCAGCAAAGACUCUGUUACCAUGCUUAACUCUGAGGAGGACAAGAUUGAAGAUAUCUUAGUCCUUCACCUUGAUCGGGGCAAGGAUUACUUCUUGACCAUCAGUGGGAGCUACCUAGUAAGCUGUUUCGGUACAUCUUUGGAGGCGCUCUGCAGAAUGAAAAGGCCCAUACGAGAAAUUCCAGUGACCAAACUCAUAGACCUGGGAGAAGACAGCUUCUCAGAGAAGGAGAAAGCGGCUCUGCAGAUGCUUCCACUGGAAAGUGAUGAGACAGCUGACAAGCCCAUGAAAAUCCCAAAGGAGAUCUGGCUCUUGGUCGAUCACCUAUAUAAAAAUGCUUGCCGGCAGGAGGAUCUCUUUCAGACCCCAGGAAAACAAGAGGAAUUGCAGCAGAUAAUUGACUGUUUAGAUACCAGCAUUCCUGAAACAAUUCCUGGUAGUAACCAUUCGGUUGCAGAAGCAUUACUGAUCUUUUUGGAAGCACUGCCAGAACCAGUUAUUUGUUAUGAACUGUACCAGAGAUGCAUUGACUGCUCCCAUGAUACCCGACUUUGCCGACAGGUGAUUUCUCAAUUGCCGCGGUGCCAUCGAAACGUUUUUCGAUAUUUAAUGGCAUUUCUCAGAGAGCUGCUUAAGUACACUGGAGACAACAACCUGAGUGCCAACAUGAUCGCCACAGUCUUUACUAGCCUCCUGCUACGACCUCCGCCAAACUUAAUUGGGAAACAGACACCGAGUGAACGGCAGCGGGCAAUCAAUUUCAUUCUGGGAUUCCUUUUGUCAGUUGAUGAGGAGUAAGCCAUAUCAGGACUGUAAGGAGUGCUGUAGAGGAUAAAAACAAGUAGGCACUCGUGCCAGGCUGCUACAGAGCCAAGGGACUAUGAGUGGGAACAUUGCAUGGGGUUCUGAUAUCCUUAUGGCAGGGAGAGAGAAGCCUAUGCCAGUUGUAGUACUGUACCUAUGCUUUUCCCACAUAGUGUAUACAAUUAUCUCCAAAGAAAGGACAACACUUCCUAGUUGGUUUAUCUGUACAAGGUGUGGAUUUGUUUUCAUUGUCAUUGUGGAACACCGGUCACCUUGUAUAUUAGCUAUGGACCCACCCCUCUUGGUCAGGCUUCUGUCAGUCCUAUCUUGAACAGUGGUGCCAUUGUCACUGCUCUUUGUGGCUUUUUUCCUGUUAAAGUGAUCUUUUUUGUUUCAUUUCAGUGUAUUAUAGUAUGUUGGAAGAUAUGAACUUCUUCCCAUUCUGCCUCAUAGGAUCACAUGAUUUUAGGUUUGCACUUGGCAGGGAUAAGCAGCCAUGUUCAUUCUCCAAGUUCUAAGUUAACUGUUCAUGGUCUGUGAUUUUUUUUUUUUUUUUUUUUACUGUAUUUAAAUAUUUUCACCUGAAAUUUGUUGGUAUACUUGUUGACUUGCCCUUGCCUCUUGGAUAGUCUUUCUUAUACUUGCAGAUAAGAGGGCUGUGAUGAAAAUUGAAAGCACCUUAGAACCAAGCCAAAGGUUAAUGACAUUUCUCAGCCAGUGUUCAGCGGAUCCUGGCAUUGCAAUUAUUACAUAAAAAAUCCAGGAGUAUUACUGACAGGGUUCCUGGCAUAUGGAAUUCUAUAUAUCAGUGAUGCCAUCUGCUCAGCAAAGUCUUAUAAUGGUGGGAAGUCCUGAUUUUAGUAGAAUUGCAUUAGACAAGCUGCACUUUACCCAUGAUCUGCUCUAUAUGAGCUUCCCCCUUUACACAUGCAUAUCCAUGUAACCUAGAAAGCACACACAGCUUCACUGUGACUUGGGUUCCUCGCUGCCUUGGUUUCUGUUUUUAUGAACUCCCUGUUCUUUCAAGUAAAUAUUCCCAAAGGUACGGGCAGGGGGUGCAUUUUAAGGUUUAUUUCCCCAGGAGGAGUGUUAGUUUCCUGCAGGCAGUGGGCUGUUAGUUCAAUGGCUCUGUGCUAUUGUAUAUUAGAGGAAAUUAUAACAAUCAGAGGUGUACACAUGGGCUGUAUGCAUGAAUGAAUAGCAAGUGCUUCCAAGUGCAAACUGGUGCUCCGCUCAUAAGAUGCUAAACUACAAUUAUCACGAUUCUACAAUGUAAUUUGGCAGUUGUACUUGUGCAGUGCCUGGAUCUGAGGUGGGUGUCUUUACCUGCAUUGGCAGCAGAUUCCCCCAUGUAGCCCAGGGGUAUUUUCCAUAAGAUGAAGUGUCUUGCUAGCAAGCUGUGCACAAUGUGCUCUUUUAUUUGAUAGUAGGUUGUUUUAGGCUUCAGGGCUAUGACAUCUGGGACAUUUUUACCAGCACUAAAAUUAGACAGAAAAUAGCACACAUAACAGUGCACAAACGCUCAGGCCUUUCUCAGUGGGGGUCCCCCUAUCAGCGCUAUUAACCAAUGACCAUUUUGUCUGCCACUGUUUUACCCCUGAUCACAUUGAUGGUGCAUACUGCUCCCUGCAUACUGCUAGGCUCAAGUUUACUAUUUUAAUAUUUUUAUUCUGCAGAAAGGUCAGACACUACAUAAAAUAAAUACCUUUCUGUGUACAUGUACGCUCUCCACUCACCAUGGUAUCUGUGGGUUAUUCAUACAGCCAGGCAGGGCUGUCAUUCACUAACACUAAGUCGGAUAUCUGCAACCUUCGGCUCCUCCUUGACUUUUGUUCCAUUUUGCUUUUUCUACAGAAUGUUUCCAUUUAUAUUAUUAUUAUAUAUUACUAUAAUUCAAAGUGUCGAUGUCCAAAGUAUUUUAAUUGUGAAAAAUGACCCCUGUUCUCUCUUAUUUAUGCUUUUUUUCAUGCAUGCUACUUUCUCUCCCAUUGGUUAAUUGGGCAGCUAAGUGUGUUAUGGGAAACUGUCAUACCUAUAAAAUGCAGCCAUGAAUGAUGAGGGAACUAAUAAUGUAAUAUUAACGUAAAUUACAUAUUUCAAAAUCCAUAAGCCAUAAUAAAAGAUUCCGCCAUGCAUAGAUGAAGCCACCUUCUCUUAAAUGGGAACAUUUUAAUAUUCAGACUGAGAGUCAGUGUAUCUUUAAUUCUAGUACUUUAAUGGGCUACACCUAGUUUGGGUCAUACUGGACAGUUAUGCAGCAGAUCAACUAAAAGCCACCAGACCUGAUUUGUCCUAGUCAUCCUGUAAGAGUUUAACUGGUUAUUUUAAACACAUUACCAGAGAACUGACCAUGGGUGAGUAAAAGGCUACCUGUUUGAUCAUUUGCUUGUUGAAUAUGGAGCUACCAGGCUAAUAUACCUGCUGCUACUAGUUCCAACCUGAAGCUAAUACAGUGACUGAAUGGCAUUUAUCACUUAAUAUGUUGGUCAUGAUGGUCAUGCAAAGCAUUGACAAUUUGCCUUUGGAAGAUGCCAGGGCUCUGUAUAGCAGGUGCUGCCAGAAGCCAUUAAGGAACUUGGUACCCUUAGCUAAUGUCAAAUAAAGUAGUUCACCCUCUGCCCCAAAUCAUGUCUCUUGCGUGGUACCAAUAACAAAUAUAAAGUUAAUAAAAUUGUGGAUGAAUGUAACUGAAACACAUAUACAUUUGCAUUUUUGCUUUAUUACUGUGUCAGCAUAUUUUAGUGUUUUUAAAUAACCAAUUCUUUUUUAAAUGUUCUUUUAUGAGUAUGGAUGUUAAGAAUGUAUAGGAACUACUAAGAGAGCAACAAUGAGAGUUGACUUGCCCAAAAACGGAGGGAAAGCAAAUUCAAUUCUAAGCAACUUUCCAAUAUACACUAAGUACAAAGUGUCACUGAUUUUUUAAAUGGAUGGUUCACCUUUACAUUAUACAAUGAUAAUCUUGGGCUAUUUGCCUUUUAUUUAUUGUAGCUUUCUAGUUAUUUAGCUCUCUGUUCGGCAGCUCUCCACUUUGGAAUUUCGUUUGGAUACUACAGUGUUAUUUUCCCUAACCACCAGGCAGUAAUUUGAACCAGAAAUGGGAAUAUGAAUAGAGGAGAGCCUAAAUAGAAAGAUAAAUAAAAAGCAACAAUAACAAUAAAACUGUAGCCUUACAGAGCAAUAGUUUUUGCUGGGGUCAGUGACCCCCAUCAAAAAGCUGGAAAAAUGCAGAAAAGGAACACAAAAAUAAGACAAAUUGCAAAGUUGGAACUAAACAUUGUAACAAUUGGACAAAUUGUAACCACAUAUUUACAGUUUACAUACAUCAUGCAGGGACUACAAAACCCACAAUGCAUUUCACUAUGAUGUCCUUUUCCUUAUUGACAUCACGUGUGCAGGGAAUUGUGGGAUUUGGAUGAUGCAGGUUGAGGGCAGUCAACUACUAUUUGUUUAGGGGUUUUUGUUUUUUUGAGUCAAAGUAGUCAGGCAGAUCAGCAGGAGAACAGGGUGCCAGGCUUAGGUAAUUGCAAAGUUGCUUGAAAUUAUGUUUACUUUAAAAAAAGCUUACGUUUCGGUGGAGUUCCCCUUUAGGAAAAUGUACUUUAGAGCUCAGUUAUAAUUGUAAUAAUUUGUUCCCCACAAUGUUUAAAGAACCAAGUAAUGACCUGAAACAUCUGUAUGUGCCUGGUACAUGGAUCUUAUCGCUCUCAAGAGGAACUUUUGGAUGUGUGUUUGCUGGCUGAAUAGAAAUAUCACCCUUUUUCAUAUUUAUUGUGAGCAGAUCCUCCAAGCAUUCUCCAAUUCAGAAAUUCAGCUUGUCGCUAUCAAGCAGUGAUACAAGGUUUCUGCUUUAUUGAGUAGAUAAUCCAUUUGUGUGUAUAUAUAUUCAUUUUUGACCAUUAUAGUUUGAAACCACUGAGCACAAACCCUCCAAUUCCGUAUAUAACUGUUAUGAACUUGCUCUUCAUCUUGCCAGUGAUUUAUUGCCACUGUCUUGUUUCCUCCAUGGUACUUGCAUUCAUACAGGGCUAGUCGCAAUUAGUUGGUCAAAUGGAUAUUCUUAUCUCAUAAUGUCUACCUUAAUGUAAUUCCCUGCCAUACUUUAUUAAAUCUGUUUGUUUACCCAGUCAGUGGUCUUCAUCCAACAAGAUUUACCAACCUGGCAGGUACGAGUUAGACAGGCUCUUAGGAGGGCCCCAUACAUGAGCACGUAAGCUACCUGCUUGCUCUGAAGGGGCCAAGUUGGCAGCUUUUAUUGGCCAGUGUAUGGUCUGGUUGAGCCUUCUUCCAUGCGAAUAGGUAGUUAAGUCAAAUACCAUUUCAAGGUAGCAGUGCAGUAAGUAGUAAUUAUUUAUGCCAUGUGACUUGCCAGACAAAUGUUUUGGUCCUGUGGGUCUAUAUCUGAAAUCCCCAGCCAUAAAGCAAUACACAAGUGUAGUUUUCUGCCAGACAGGAAAGACACUUAUACACACCCCCUAAAAAUAUUUUCCAGACUUGCACUAAUUGUAUUAAACCUUUUUUCUCUUUUUUAUAUAAAUAUAUAUAUAUAUAUAUAUAUGUAUAUAUAUAUAUAUAUGUAUAUAUAUAUAUAUAUAUAUAUAUAUAUGAAACACUUUUUAUUUUGAAGUCCAUAUGCGUUGAUUGUUUUUAUUCCACCUUUUUAUACACUCCAGUAGGAUUUCUGGGUUCAUCUUGUCAUAUUUACCCAUCCUAAAGGCUCUAGUGCAGGCGUCCUGUAUCUCGCUGUAAGUGAGCCUCCUUCAUACGAGCUAGGCAACUCCUCCUGUAUCUUUCUGUCACUGUUUUAUUUUUAUAUAUAGGAAAUAAUUUAUUUGGUAAAUAAGAUGUACUGAGCAACAAUUGUGCAAUCAAUAAAGUACUUUUAUGUCAUAAA